AUGGGACUGGAGAGACAGUGGCUUCAGGCGAUCACUGCUCUAGCCAUCUUUCUGCUAAGUGUGUCUCAAGGCUUGUCGUCAGUGGUUCGUGGCAGAGAAGGGGGCUCUGCAGAGCUGGGUUGCAGUCUCACACCAAAAUCUGUUGACGCCACCAGCCCAAACCUCUUUCCAUUACAUGUGGUUGAAUGGGUGCGGCUCGGUUACAACGUUCCCAUCCUCAUCAAAUUUGGAGUGUAUGCUCCUCGAGUUCAUCCCAACUACAAGGGGCGUGUCUCCCUGACCCGCGGCGCCUCCUUGCUGGUGGAGCGGCUGACCCUUGAGGACGAGGGCUGGUUUGAAUGCCGCAUCCUGCUCCUGGACAGCAAAACGGACGACUUCCAAAAUGGCACGUGGACAUUCCUCUCCAUCACAGCUCCACCCGUGUUUAUCAAGACACCACCGAGUUUUGUGGAGGUUCUGCUUGGAGACUCAUUGACACUCAGCUGCGGCGCUCAUGGCAACCCCCGCCCAACUGUUGUGUGGCACAAAGAUGAAAGCCCAAUUGAGAAACAUGAAAAAAUCAAAGUGCUUAACGGUACCUUGUCUUUGACCUCAGCCACAAGAAGCAUUUCAGGAGUGUACAAAUGUCACGUUUCCAAUUCAGAAGGCAACCUUACACACGCAACACAACUGCAGGUCAAAGGUCCCCCAAUCAUCAUCAUCUCACCAGAGGACACCACUCUCAAUAUGUCUCAGGAUGCAGUUCUGCAGUGCCAGGCUGAUGCUUACCCGUCCAACCUGACAUAUGAAUGGAUGAAACAAGGACAGAAUGUUUACCAUAUUGAAUCUCUAAAAUCCAGAGUGAAGGUUUUGGUGGACGGAACCCUUUUAAUCCCUAAUCUAAUCCCAGAAGAUGCUGGAAACUACACAUGUAUCCCAACAAAUGGGAUAUUGACUCCACCCUCAGCCUCAGCUCAUCUGAAAGUUAAACAUCCUGCUCGAGUUGUACGAAUGCCCAGGGAAACCUACUUGCCCUCUGGCAUGGAGGGGGUGAUUGUAUGUCCUGUCCAGGCGGAUCCCCCAGUGCUUUACGUGAACUGGACCAAAGAUGGGAACAACUUAAAUCUAGAUAAUUUUCCAGGGUGGAUGGUGAAUUCUGAAGGUUCGGUUUUCAUAGCAACAGCAAAUGACAAUGCUGUGGGCAUGUACAGUUGCACCGCAUAUAACAGCUACGGCACAAUGGGUCAGUCUGACCCCACUCAGGUCAUUCUGCAGGAUCCACCCACAUUCCUAGUGCCUCCCCGGCCUGAGUAUCUUCAGGAGGUGGGCAGAGAGUUGAUCAUACCCUGUGAAGCUGGUGGCGAUCCCUUGCCAAACAUAACAUGGAGCAAGAUUGGCCGAAUUCCUCGUUCUCAGUAUUUUGUGUUGGCCAAUGGCUCCCUCAUGCUGCAGCCUCUCAGUAAAGACCAUCACGGGGGCUGGGAAUGCUUGGCCUCUAAUCGUGUAGCAACUGUCAGUGUGGGAACUGUGGUAAUGGUGCUGGGUACAAGCCCUCAUGCUGUGUUUUCAGUAUCUGUAAACACAGAAAUAAACCAAGCUAAUGUGUCAUGGGUCCCUGGGUUUGAUGGUGGAUACACCCAGAAGUUCACUGUGUGGGUCAAGCAAGCAUCCAGAGGUAAACAUGAAUGGGCAUCUUUACCCGUACCCACAUCUAAGAACUACCUGUUGGUCACCGCUCUGCUGGCUGCAACUAGUUAUCAGUUCAGUGUUCUACCUCAGAAUAAACUCGGCUCUGGACCUUUCAGUGAAAUUGUUACUGCAAGAACUCAAGCUUUUCCAACAGAAGCCCCAACCAUCGUCACCACUUUAGUCGCACUUGAACCGCCCUUAAUCUUGUCUGCUAACCGGACCACGCUUGGUGUUCUCCUCCAAUGGUCAAAUCCUGAGGCUCCAUCCUCUCCGUUGACAAGUUUUGUGCUGCAGGCUCGUCGAAAUCAGGGCCAGUGGGUCAUCCUUAGCAGCAACAUCAGUGCCAAUGAGAGCGAAGUUCUUGUUCAGGGACUGCUUCGCGACUCCAGUUAUGAUCUGAGGCUGAUGUCCCGUAGUAAUCAAGUGCGCAGCGAACCAAGUGAUUUUGUCAGUAUAUCUACGACAGGGAUGCAGAUUUACCCACUAAGCCCGAGUUUUUUGGAGCUCCUUCCUGCACCUCUCCUAGCUGGUGUGAUCGGUGGAGUCUGCUUCCUUUUCAUGGCCAUUGUGCUCUCAUUAGUAACAGCUUGCUAUAUGAGAAAUUGGCGAGCACGUCGGCGUAGGAAGAGACAACAAGAUGUCCCACCUGCUUUCCAGAAGAGUCCAUCUUCAGAAGCUCGCUCGCCUCCUCGCAGUCCAGACAGUGUCUUGAAGCUAAAGCUGUGUCCACCCAUUCCCUUCUUCCCAACGUCCUCAUCACAGUACGAUCGCUCCUCUUUUGAUAAAGGCAGUCGAGGAGAAUAUCAAGAUCAGCGCAAGCAGCUUUUAGCCAACUCAUCUCCACCACCACAUUACACACUCUUUGAGAGCCACCUGGGGUCCCAGGCUCCCUCUCCAACAUCUUUGGAGUCUAUUCACAGAGGCCCAGAUGGACGUUUCAUUAUCCAACCUCUGAUCGAGAAUUCCAGUCCCUCCAAUAAGAAAAAUCUCAAGGAUAUCUUGCAAAGCAAUGGUGGUGCAAGUGGCUCAGGAAGCAAUCGUACGUCCUUUAGGGACUCCCCAAAGUCAAGUAUCUUGAGUUCUGACAGGGAUGUGAGGAAAGAUUCUCCACUUACUGUAGAUGUCCUGGCGCUUAAUAAACCUCCUCAAUCUCCGGGAAAAGUACGAACCCUUGCUCGGAAUUUCUCCCGUCAUGGCUGCUUUUACUCCGAUGAUGAACAUGGCUCAGAGAACCUCCUAGAAAGAGCAAGCUUUUAUUCUGAUAACAGUGAUAAAAAACCUAGUGAUUCUCUGAGAAGGCAUCGCAAGGCAGCUCGUACUGAAGACCUUUUCCCUAUUUUGUCGAGGAAAACCUACAUUUUGGAUAGAGAGGCAGACAGACCGCAGUCCUCAGCUUAUCAACCCAUGGCCAGUCACCUUACUGAUGAUAGCACGCUAAUCACACAACUUGAUAGCGACCUGGAGAAUGACAGCAUAAAAAAGUGCAUACAGCUGGCCAGGGAGAGGGAGGAAAUGGAGCGUGAGCUCGAACGCUAUACAACCAAUAACAGAAACCGAGAUGACGGGAAAGGGAGCCCGCAGUGUAGCGUAUCCCAGUCAGAUGAAGACCCUGUAUGGAAAUUACAAGAUGUAACCCUUCGUCAAAAACACAAGCCCUCAGGCCACACAAGUCGGGUAGCAGACUAUCGAAGAGCGUGCUACUUUGGCAGCACAAGUAGCCCUACAGACAGAGUUUGUUCAUCUCACAUUCAAUGGGACAUUAGCCCUGUUACAGCCAUGACAAACCUUGUUCCAGUGAAGAGCCCCUGGGAGACCACAUCUGUACAGCAUUCUCAUCCGUCUGUAGAAACUACAAACUCGUUUGGUGUUGAUUCAUCUCAUACUCAGGUAUCGCUACCUUACCCUAUGAGCAUCAAGUUAAAUCGAAUUGCAAAGACGGCAAAUAUCAAAGCUGUGAUGACCGUCUCAGCUCUGGAUCAGAAAGAGAAGGUGUUCGAGGACGCUCCAGGAGGAGUGAAAAGGGGCAAUUCUCUCAUAGCCCUAGCCCUGUGUCACCACUAA
Nerophis lumbriciformis (worm pipefish) is the source of this 3729-nucleotide messenger RNA. Lineage: Eukaryota; Metazoa; Chordata; Actinopteri; Syngnathiformes; Syngnathidae. The record is from RefSeq and is a predicted model, not a curated record.